AUGUGGGAUCCAACGCACGUUCAAGUAACUGUACAAAGAGCUCGCAAUUUACUUAUCAAAGGAAAAAACGGUACUAAUAACUGUUUUGUUACUAUUUCACUCGGCAAAGAAAAAUUUCAAACUUCCGUGAAACACAAAGCUACGGAAAAUGUUGAGUGGAUUGAGGAAUGUGAAUUACAUAUACCCUCGCAGGGAAAUACAGCAGAGAUUGUUUUGAAAGUCUUUACUGAAGACUACCUCAAAGACCACUUACUGGGUCAAAUUUCGAUUCCGUUAAAAGACCUAGAUGUGAAUGACCGCGCUAGAAAUCGCUGGUAUCCGCUGCGCGGUAAACCUGGGAAGGAAUCUGAUAAAAAUAGGGGUGAACUGGAAGUGAAAAUAGCAUUUUUAGUAAAAGAAGGCAGUUUGUCAGAUCUUUCAAAAAAAGACAAACAUAAAUCUUCGCUGGGUAGUUUGGCUCACAAUGUGGGAGGCAGUCUUAUGAGUAUUGGAAGUAUUGAAAAACAUACUUCUACUCCUAAGAAACCAGUAGGUGAAGCUGAUCCAGGUGUAAUAAGUGAAGAUGAAGAUGAAUUUGCUUUUGAUGAUUUAUCUCAUAAAAGCUCAGGUAGUUCACUGAAUGUUCAAACAUCAUACAUGCCCCGUAUAGCGAAGUAUUCGCCAUCUCCUGUAAAUGCUUCCUUAGAAAAUUUAGGAGGAGGUGAGUUUUUGAGAAGAUCAACUAGUAGCAAUUUAGUUGUAACAGAAAGGACAGCACCCUCAAAACCAGUUCGCUUAAGUCUUGAUACAUUUAAUUCUCCCCAGCUUCCAAUACAGCACAUAGGUGAUGAUGAAUGGUCACAGAAACUAGUGCCCAGAAAGUCAAUGAGUCAAUUAGCUAUAGAUAGAGAAAAGUCUUCCAGUCUUGAAAGAAACAAAAAAUUAGACAGUCCAAGUUCACUCAAAGAAAAACCGAGCCCAAAAUUCUUUAAAAAAUUUGGUAAUAAUAACAAGCCUAAAAAAUUACUUGAAGAACGUAUCAUUGUUGGAGAAGAAAAUAUUGUGGAAGAAGAUUCAAUUAAUCCAGCAUAUAACAACAUUCCAAGGACAGUGCUACAACAAUGUGAUGGCAUGUCACGUGAAGACUUAAUUUUAAUGAUUUUCAACCUUCAAAAGGAUGUAGAAUCUGAAAAGAAAAAAAAUAAGGACCUUGAGAACUAUUUGGAUGAUUUACUUCUUCGAGUAAUGGAAACUACACCUAGAAUUUUACAAAAUCCAUAUGUCAGAAAUAAGAGCAUGCAUAUAAGAAAUAAAUGA
Messenger RNA from Pieris macdunnoughi, 1296 nucleotides. The record is from the annotation of a GenBank genome assembly. NCBI's taxonomy places the organism in Eukaryota, Metazoa, Arthropoda, Insecta, Lepidoptera, Pieridae.